AUGAAUGAUAGCCUAUUUGCCAGUUUGGACAGACUUUUGCUAGAAUUUGUUUUUCAGUAUGAUCAAGACAUAAGAACUAAAGAAGAUAUAAUUCAACGAAUUAACAAAUGUUUUGAAGAUAUUAAAGAAAACAAAGCAGCUAUUUGUAAGAUCCAUGAAACUAUAAAUACAACAGAUGAAGAAAUUGGCCAUUACUGUAAACAUAGUAAAGAGAUCAAAGACAACUGUAGUAGCUGGAAGCCAACAUGUGAUGUUUUUCAUAAACAUGAAGAUUACAUGCAAGACCAAGUUACUGUUUAUCGAGAAACUCUUGAAAAAGACAAAAAAAUGUAUCAUGACUAUAUAUGCCAAUAUAAAGACGUUUUGAAGCAAUACCAAUUAAAAUAUUCAGAAACACCUUUUUCACGUGAAUAUUAUAAGAAGAAAACUGAACAUGAAGAAAUUAAAAAGAGAGUAUUAGCGUGUUCUGAACAACUGAAAAUGAAUGAAAAUAUUUUUAUGGAAUUUCUAGUGCCUGCUCCCUUUCCAUCACUUACUAAAUGGGCAUUAUACAUGGUUAAUAUGAGAUGUAAGACACAAGAAAUUAUUAAAAUUGCCAAUAAUUUUACCAAAAGUUCAUCUGAAUUGAAGAAAGAAGUAGAUGAAGUGGAACUGGAAAUUAAUUACUUAAACCAGCAGAUUGCAAGACUUCAUGAAACUAAGAAACUUCCUGAAACUCUGAAAGAAAAGAAUAACAUUAAAAAGAAGAAGGAAUUGAAAGAAAGUUUCAGAAUACUUGAAAAAGAUGAACAUGUAUCUGCAUUGGAUAAAAAUAAUCAAAACAGUCAAUUAUUUCUUCCUUUUGAAUCUCAUAAAUUAAUGAGACAAAUAAAAAUGCAUUCUUCAGAACAGAAAGUUAAAGUCAGCAUUCUUGGAACCAGCAGCGAGGAAAUAAAACAAUAUGCUGCAUUAGACAAGCCUGUCAUCAGAGACAGCUUUAAAGUACUAAAGAACAAGGAUAUCACUUUAAAAUCUAAGGUACUUCUUGACUCUGCUGUGAAUAGUAAUCCAAAAAGUUCACAUGUUUCAACUAUUAAAAGUUCACAGAAUGUCAUGCAAUUCAGAUUGUUAACCCCACAGAAACAAUCAUAUUCCUAUCAGUGGUUUGACAAAGGAGAUACAGGACCUGAGUGUGGAGAUAAAGGAAUAGCAAGACAAAUAAGAGAGGCAAAAGGUACUUCAAAAGCUACAUACUCAGAACACUUUGAGAAGCCAGUGGAGAAUAAAACUAAUGAAAUAGAAGAAAGCGCUGAAAAUGCACCCCAAACUCCUGAAACUCCUCUAUCUUUAAAAACUUCUGAAGCUAUGAAAACUCCUGAAUCUUUAGAGAAAUUGCAGUUCCCUAAAACACCCACAUUUGAAAUGAACAGAAAUAGAAAUACAGUAUCUGAAGGACAAACACAAAAGGACUCUCCUGGAUUUUCUUUUCUUUUGAGUUAUACUUCUAGAUCUCCUGGAUUGAAUUUAUUUGAUUCUUCUAUGUUUAAUUCUGAAAUUGCAUCAGAUCAGGCUAAUGGUCAUUAUUCUGCAGCAAAAGUAAAUCCUCAUUCAUCACAACAAGAAAUUGGAAACUUGUUUGGGAAAUCAGAAGAAGAUGCUUUUACAUUUUCUUUUCCAUCAGACUCUUCAACUCCAACAUUUGCAGCUGGAAAAGAUGAUUUUAGUUUUCCAUUUUCAUUUGAACAGAAUCAAAAUACCACACAUACUUCUGCUUUAGAAAAUGUUUCAUCUUCCUCACAAAAUACAACACAAUUUAAAUUUUUUUAA
Messenger RNA from Elephantulus edwardii (Cape elephant shrew), 1806 nucleotides. It is a transcript of the gene CUNH14orf39, whose product is annotated as chromosome unknown open reading frame, human C14orf39. Lineage: Eukaryota; Metazoa; Chordata; Mammalia; Macroscelidea; Macroscelididae. The transcript is spliced from 18 exons. Gene Ontology annotation, biological process: oogenesis; meiotic DNA double-strand break processing involved in reciprocal meiotic recombination; spermatogenesis. Gene Ontology annotation, cellular component: central element. Bases 1 to 1806 code for a protein of 601 amino acids. The record is from RefSeq and is a predicted model, not a curated record.